Molecule: messenger RNA, 1259 nt
Organism: Halichondria panicea
Lineage: Eukaryota; Metazoa; Porifera; Demospongiae; Suberitida; Halichondriidae
Product: sequestosome-1-like
Exons: 4
Coding region: 124-1128 (334 amino acids)
Biological process (GO): aggrephagy; mitophagy; endosome organization
Cellular component (GO): amphisome; aggresome
Molecular function (GO): K63-linked polyubiquitin modification-dependent protein binding; zinc ion binding; protein kinase C binding
Source: RefSeq, a predicted model, not a curated record
GUGUAGCAAACAGUGCAAAGUGAGUCAGUAUACACGCAGCAAAUCAGUGCCUCAUAUAAACAGCGACAAUUCGCUCUAUUAAGUCCAGUAAACCUUAACAAGAGAUCCAAGAAGAACAAGAAAAUGUCAGUUAGCUUCAAAGCAUUUUUAUAUGAGCGCUCCUGGCGUGGAAAUCCUGUGGAAAUUCGACGUUUCAAUGUCGACCAAGAUGUCUCGACCAGCUACACCUACCUACUGCAAAAACUGACUCAAGUCUUUCCAACAGUUACCACUGGAAAUGUCUCCUUGGCAUGGACUGACAGUGAUGGUGAUAUGAUUGCAGUCUCCAGUGAUGAAGAGCUUGUUGAAGCUCUUGGACAAUUCGAUGGAGGACUUUUCAAACUUUACCUGCUGAAAAAGAAUACACCAGAGAGCACUGCUACUGAUGGUUCUACUGCAGCUGAAGAGGAAAAACCAACUGGUUGUCAACAGCAGAAUGGUCCCAAGUGCCACUGGGGGGUAGUGUGUGAUGGUUGCAGCGGCCCCAUCCUGGGAGUCCGUUACAAAUGUCUGGCAUGUGCUGACUAUGACCUGUGCUCGGUUUGUGAGGGGAAAGGAGUUCAUGUUGACCACAACAUGAUUACCAUUACCGAGCCACGCUCACGGGGGCCACGGGGACCCGGAGGAGGCUGUCCUUUUGGAGGCCAAGGAAGACCUGGCUGGGGGAGAUGGGGGAGACCAGGAUGUAUGCCGUCUACAGCAGGCUUCCCACCGAUGUGGGGCGCUGGCCUAGGCAAUGCUGGACCUUGUGGUGGGGCAGGUAAAGGACCUGAACCAACUGAACAAACAGAGGAGCAAAAGAGAGCUCAAAUCCGCAAUAUUGGUCAAGCUGUGUCUAAUUUCCUUCUACCCUUUGGAAUAAAGGUGGAUGUGGAUGUGACUGGAGAAGAAAAGAAAACAGAGCCUGCUUCUGGAGAACCUGCUGCUUCCCCUGAGGUGUCUGCUGAAGUGAUUGAAGCAGCGCUGACUCAGUUGAGGUCCAUGGGUCACUCUGAUGAUGAGGGUGGGUGGUUGACAGAGCUAGUCAAGGCCAAGGGAGGAGACAUCACUAAAGUAUUGGAUGCCCUCCACUUCACAGAGACUGACUGAAACUGAACUAUGACUAUAAUUAUGAACGAACAUUGAGUGUAACAAAAUAAUGUAGACAAUAAUUAUGCUGCUUUUUACAAUUAAAAUGAAUACGCCAACAUAAACAUGAAAAAUAUCAAUGCUGUGUAUAA